Messenger RNA from Cyphellophora europaea CBS 101466, 2349 nucleotides. RefSeq lists its product as uncharacterized. The record is from RefSeq and is a predicted model, not a curated record. Bases 1 to 2349 code for a protein of 782 amino acids. The transcript has a single exon. Gene Ontology annotation, biological process: positive regulation of transcription by RNA polymerase II; DNA-templated transcription. Lineage: Eukaryota; Fungi; Ascomycota; Eurotiomycetes; Chaetothyriales; Cyphellophoraceae. Gene Ontology annotation, molecular function: DNA binding; zinc ion binding; DNA-binding transcription factor activity, RNA polymerase II-specific.
AUGUCGGCUCCGGGUGGCCAUGAUGCCUCAAGCAACGGGACCACCGCUGCAGAAGAUGCAGGUCCUUCACGGACACGUACAAGAGUCUCUCGCGCAUGCACCCGUUGUAGACAGCGGAAGGACCGGUGUGACGGGGCGACACCAAGCUGCGCAAACUGCCUUAACGCAGACCAACAAUGCUCUUACGAUCCGAUCACCAAGAAGCGAGGCCUUCCAGAAGGCUAUGUUAGAGCUGUCGAGAAGCUAUGGGCAGUUACAUUUGCUCGCGUCACAGGCCUCGAAGACUACAUGCUCCUGAUGCUUCAUCAAGAUCGUGACUUGCUUAUGAACAUAUGGAAUCACCGGGAGGUAGGCGAAGAACUGCACUCGAGGUGGAAAGAUUCGCGCCUCUUCCAGGAGCUGGAAGCUUUUCUGACUGGUAUCGACCACUCGGCUGCAGCAGGAUCAAAGCGCAAGAGAGACAAAGAAGACGAGGACGAGCUCGACGGGAGCUUGGACUUGAACGCGAUCCUUCCGCCUCGAUACGCCCUCAAGAGCUUCAAUGGCGUCCUUCCCGGUUGCGAGCCAUUAGAUACUCCCGAGGCUCGGACGAUCCAGCUGCCUCCUGCAGCCUCUGAGCUACUCAGCCACUACUUCAAGUUUACGCAUUGCUGGUUCCCAAUUCUGGAUCGUCCGCAGAUGCUUCGACGAUGCUAUGAGAUGACAAGAACCGCCACUGAGAUUACGAGUAGCAACGGAGACCUCGCUGUCCUUGCUGCCACCCUCGCCUACACGUCCCGUCACGCAGCCAAGUUAAGAGGAAACGCUGUGCCUGCUCUCCUAGACUUCGCUACCAUGUCCAAGCUUGCUCGUGAAUGUGUGCCAAGUACUCAGGGCUCUUUCAGUCUUAACCAUCUGCAGGCACUUCUCGUUCUAGCUCUCUCUGAUACUGCAGUUGGUGCUUGGGAGUCCGCCUGGCGUUCUGUCGGUCUGGCGGCGCGAAGCUUGCUUGAGCACUCUGACGGUCUCAUUCACGGCCCGCGGGACCGGCUGGCGACCCACCAGGGAUGUCUCGUGCUGGAUACCCUGAUCAGUAUUCAGCUCGACCGGCCACCCCAAUUCCGCCGUUACGAUCACACUGCAGAGUCAUGCCUCAGACCCGACGGUCAUGAGGAAUGGGAAACUUGGCCAGGAACCACGGCGCCUGCUUUUGUGAUCAGCUGUUUCAACGGUCUGACAAGAUUAUCAGCUCUCUUGAAUAACUACUUCUGCGAGCAACAAGCGCUUUCAAGCGAUAUAGCAAAUGUCAGGGCUGACGAAGCUAUCAACCAAUUCAAUCUGUUAUCAUUAGACUAUCCACCCGCAUCACAGCUGGGCAAGUCAGAAACAGGUCCGCCGCACCAGAAUUGGUUGAAGCUUACGCAUCUUCUAGCAAUCGCAUAUGUGACGAGUUUAGAGCCUGAAAAGGUCGAGUCGUCCAUUGCAGCCCUGACAUCGGCCAGCAAGGUACUGAGAGAGCUUGAGAAGAAGGCAGCAUCGGAGACAGCAUUUAUGCCAGCGUGGAUCAUGGGUCUCAUGUACCCUAUUUUCCGUCAACUGAAGUCGCUGGUCGAUGGCGCUCGCUAUGUUCCUCCGACGAGGCACAUCUCAACUUUGAGGGCGAUAGCGAAACAAAUCUCAGAUGUCUUCUGGCCAGUUUCUGAAGAUUUGACUCAGCUUCUGGAACUUAUAGUACGAGUCCAAGUGGCUGCUCCGGUAUCGAAGGAGCCUCAGUGGCAGCCUGGUAGUUUGCCUUCUUCGGAUAUACCUGCCCAGCCUCCCCGACGUCAGCCAUUCUUCCCAAGCGACCCCUUUGCGCAAGCCGAAACAAGUCGAAUGCCCCGGAACAUCAGCCAGCAUCCAAACUUCAUGAAUGGCUCUGGCAACCUGCAAAGCAUUGGUGGGCCUCAAGACUGGAGCAGCAGUAUAGACAUCACAACGGGCAAGACCAACCUGCGGGAUGGUGGCCUGACAAUGCCAGCCGGAAGUGGCAGCUUUACUGUUCCCUCUGCUGGCACAUACAAUCCAUCCAUCGCUACUUCACCGAGCUUCCAGGGUGACGAGAUUGAUGCUCUAUUCCAUGAAAUGGCUCAGCUUGACACCACCGAAUGGACAACUGGAAGGAAUCAAGGCUUGAGGGACUUUGGAUUCGAUGACUUGACAUUCGAGCAAUUUUGUAAUGAUCCCGAUCGACUUUUCUCUGCUGGCUUUAUCGAUCCUCAGCCGGAAAAUCUAGGCCAGCGAGCAGAUUCCGACUUCAACAUGCCUGCCAUACUACCACAAUCGCACAAUCUCGCUUUUGAUAUGUCAAGAAAUUCUUGGAAUGGGUGA